AUGCCCGAUGAAGUUCACGAGGGGAAGAUACCAAGAUCAGAUCCCUUGAGGAUGGAGCGCACUCGGUGGCUGGAUGGCCUUCGUGGCCUCGCAGCAGGGAUUGUUGCUUUUGACCACCUGUUCAUGGAUAAUAUCUGGUUCCCUUUUGUUUCCUUCUGGACCAAUCCACCGGAGGCAAACCGCAGCUUGGUUCAAUUACCUCCCAUUCGGAUCUUGUUCUCAGCCCAUGCGAUGGUAACCCUGUUCAUGGUGAUCUCCGGCUAUGCCAUUUCUGUCAACCUAAUCAAAGACCCCAAGAGCCCAAACUUGUUGGCUCGAAUCUCAUCCGCCAUUGUGCGGCGGGGGUUUCGCAUCUAUCUUCCUAUGCUAGUGACAGCAGGCAUUGCACAGCUAUUCUAUUUUCUUAAUGUUUAUCAUUGGGAAUUCGAUGAAGCUCUCGUGGCCGAACUGCCCCGCCCCCUAUCGGCACCAUGGGCUCAUGUCAAGUAUUUGCUCAACUAUAUGGCCCAAAACAUCAAUAUUGUUGCUUUCGAGCCGCCCGGGGGCCUGAAUGGUCAACUAUGGACUAUGCCUCUUGAAUUCAGAGGAUCAAAUGUGGUCUAUCUUCUCAUUACUGGGCUUUCCACGUGGCGCAUGAAGUUGAAGCUGUAUGUGCUUCCCGUGAUUGGUGGAUUUUUCAUUUGGUAUGGCAACUGGGAUACUUUUGGUUUCAUCUGGGGCCUCUGGCUGGCGCAAAGAGCGGUGUCUGCCACUGCCAAUUCCGGCGAGCAAUCUAAUGCUGAACUGGAAAUGGCAGAGUUUGACGGUAGCCAUAAUUCGACCGUUGCCUUCCCUGGUACAUUAGGGCAUUUCGGACCAGGUCGCCGAUUUGGGAGAAUUCGAAUGAAAAACAAGAAGCUCAUUUUGUCCCGCCUGGCAAAAGCGUUGACGUUCGUGCUGGGAUACUACCUGCUUUGUCUGGGAAGCGAUGGCAUCUUACCUCCUGGGUACCAAUUUCUCUCUGCCUUGCAUCCAUCUCGCUGGAAGGACAAAUGGCAUAUCUAUCACUGGUGUUGGAAGUCCAUCGGAUCCGCCAUGCUUGUAUAUGCGAUCGGCGAGUUCCCAACCUUACAAAGGCCUCUUACGACGCGGCCAGUCCAGUAUCUGGGUAAAAUAUCCUUCGCCCUGUAUCUGCUUCAUGAGACGAUCUAUCAACUAUGGAGGAACCCAUUCCGCAACUUCGUAUAUCUCAUACUGAGCGGAAGUCAGUAUGAAAACAGUGGACAGGCUUCAGGAGCCGAUCCAUUUGCGUUUUACCUCACUUGGUACAUCACGGGUGCUGUCCUGGGAGUAGUCACUAUAGUUGCGGCGCAUUACUAUACGAUUCAUGUAGAUAAUAGGUGCGUGGCCCUUGCGAAGAGGGUGGAUCGAUGGCUUAGUUUUCGAUAG
Messenger RNA from Penicillium chermesinum, 1428 nucleotides. Its product is annotated as acyltransferase family protein. Gene Ontology annotation, biological process: polysaccharide biosynthetic process. NCBI's taxonomy places the organism in Eukaryota, Fungi, Ascomycota, Eurotiomycetes, Eurotiales, Aspergillaceae. Gene Ontology annotation, cellular component: membrane. The transcript has 2 exons. Bases 1 to 1428 code for a protein of 475 amino acids. The record is from RefSeq and is a predicted model, not a curated record. Gene Ontology annotation, molecular function: acyltransferase activity, transferring groups other than amino-acyl groups.